Ostrea edulis (European flat oyster) is the source of this 3634-nucleotide messenger RNA. RefSeq lists its product as uncharacterized. The coding region runs from base 2287 to 3408 and encodes 373 amino acids. The transcript has a single exon. NCBI's taxonomy places the organism in Eukaryota, Metazoa, Mollusca, Bivalvia, Ostreida, Ostreidae. The record is from RefSeq and is a predicted model, not a curated record.
AUUUUAAUCAGAUUGGCUAAAAUAUAUUUAAAAACUCUUAAUUACAUCUAUGAGUCAUUUCGCGUAUUAAGUACUUGCGUAAAAAAAAUAGGAAUCUGCAGUAUCAAACAAAAUAUUCACAAAGUAAGAUGUCCUCACACAAAAUAUUCACAAAGUAAGAUGUCCUCACACAAUAUUGGCAGACUCAAAGACCCUCCAAACACAUGGAUACCCUUGAUAUGUAUAAUAGAGAAAGGCUUGUAACUCUUUGUACCAUGUUGUACAUAAUAAACAAUUUCGGUGAUUAAAAAAUAAAAACAAAGACAUUUUAAAACUUCAUUCUGUAGCUUUUGACUUGUACACAGCUCAUCUAAAUUGUCAUUAAAAUCCCAGAAUUUCAUGUACUUCCCAAGAUAUUGGAAAAUUAAUUAAAUGAUUUGACCUCCUUAUCAACAUUACCUUGGGCCUGCUGAACAUUCUGAUAUUUUAUGUGUACAUAGACUAUUUGAACAAAUAUUUCCUAUAGGCUUAAUCUAAUUUUGAAAUUGAAGAACUAACCAAUUUAAAAAUUAUUUUACAAGUGUCAAAUACUGUAAAUCAUUUUAUUUGUGAGAGCAUUGCUUACGCAUGAUUUCGAUAUUCAUAUGCAAAAAUUAGUUUUUGUACUUUCUGUCUGUCUGUCAAAAUCUUGUGAAUCCUUCUCCUAUAUGGCUUAUCAGAUAGACUUGAAACUUUAUACAAUUUUUCAUUGCCAUUUGUAGAUGUGCAUAUUGUCGGGACAGAAGGAUCCAAUUAUUUUCUUAAAAGUUAUAGGGGAUCUAAGAGGAAUGGAGGAUGUAAAAUAGCCUGUGAGCACUUUUCCUAUAUGGCUUAUUGGAUAGAUUUGAAACCUUGUACAAUGCUCCAUUGCUAUUAAUUGUAAAUAUGCAUAUUGUCAGGACAGGAGGAUCCAAUUAUUUUCCUAAAAGCUAUAGUGGAUCUAAGAGGGGUGGAGUGUGGAGGAUGUAAAAUAGCUUGUGAACACUUCUCCUAUAUGGCUUAAAUAUCAGAUAGACUUGAAACUUUGUACAAUGCUUCAUUGCCAUUUGUAGAUGUGCAUAUUGUUUGGGACAGGAGGAUCUAAUUAUUUUCCUAAAAGUUAUAGUGGAUCUAAGAGGGGUGGAAGAUGUUAAAAUAGCUUGUGAACACUUCUCUUAUAUGGCUUAUCCAAUAGACUUGAAAUUUUGUAUGAUACUUCAAUGCCAUUUGCAGGUGUGCAUAUUGAUGGGGCCAGGAGGAUCCAAUUGUCCUUAAAGUUAUAGUGGAUCUGAGGGGUGGAGGGUGUAAAAUAAUUUGUGAACACUUCUCCUAGGCUAUGUAGCUUAUCGGAGUUCAUAUUGUCUAUGUUCCUGCCCAUGCUUUCUCCUCCAUACCACGCAGUACAUUAAGGGAGGAGGUUUCAUUUGGAGCACGUCCAAUUUGGGGAGACAUUUGUUUUUCAUAACAAUAAUCUCUAGUUUAUAUUAGAUUAAUCUUGUUUUAUAUUGGAUAAUCUUGUCAUUUAUAUUCGAUAAAUUGAACAAGAUUAUUGAAUAUAAAUAAAAAUUAAUCGAAUAUAAAUAACAAGAUUAUCGAAUAUAAAUCAAGAUUUAUUGCAUAUACAAUGUUUGUCCAAAUUAUUGCAUAUAAAUAUCAAUUAUCAAGAUUAUUGAAUAUACUUCAAAAUGUUCAAUGAUUCGAAUAUAAAUCAAGAUUUUUGCAUAAAAUCAACAAGAUUAUCGAAUAUAAAUCAAGAUAUUCACAUAUUGAUAUCAAGAUUAUUGAAUGUGAAUCAAGAGUUUUGCAUAUAAAUCAAAUUUUUUAUAUAGUAUGGCAACGUCUUACACGCCAUAGUAGAGCGCAUCAUUGAAUUUUUCUGCAAAUCAUUGCGUAUUAUCAACAAAAUAGACAUUAUAAAAUCAGUUUACCAUCAAAUAACUUAAAAGGUUAUUGGCAGACAAAUAUUCAGUAGAACAUAAUUAUGUACAUUUAUCAUGAUGAUGUACUGUUUCAAUCUAUUUUAUUUCUAUGGAAAUCUUUCUAAAGUGAAUACUGACAAUUGCCUAUUGCUUCACGCGGAUGUUGUUACAUUGUACUUGACCCUGUGACACUAAUGCCGUACUGAUAACUACAGCACUGUAUGCAAUUAAUGAAAAGGCGCUAUUGUAUUGUAUUUCCGUGAAUUUGGAUUUCUUCCUUUUUGCGCACGAUUAAAGUUAGCAAGUUAAAAUACAGAACAAAGAUCAAAUCUUAAUCCUUUCCCUCUAUACUCAGAGGGAGGACACGAUAAUGCAUUUUCCGGCAAAUGCUAGUAAUUCCUCGGACGCUAGAGAGGACAUUCUGCUGAGCGAGGACUUUGAAGUUCCGGUUUCUUAUGUGGUGGGGCUAUCAGGACUGUUUCUAUGGACCCUCCUGAACUCCGUGGUCGUUGUUAGAGCAGAACAUGCGGAAGUUACCCUGACAGAAGGCGGCAGUACGACGGCGCUUCAGUACAUACAGCUAGGGGUCUGUAACACACUAGCCGCGGCUUUUAAACUCUUGGAGAAUAUUCUGAGGGUGAGCGAUGCGUCCUGCACCUUCGUUCUGCUUUUGGAACAAUUUUUCAACGUUUUCCACGCAGCUUCCGUCCUCCAGGUUUUGAUUUUGGCGCUCCAGAGACUGUCAUUUUUCCAGUUUCCAAAUAUACAGUGCUACAAUUCCAGAGGGUUCCGAAUCUUCACUUUCUCAAUUUAUCCGAUCGCGUUUGUCGUCGAAAUUCCAGCCUUUAUUGAAUUAAAACGUAUUGUACUUCUCAACCAUGAAUACUGUUACGGAAGCGAAUUUUCCUUUUCGUUUUUUCAUGACGAACUUGCAAAAGUCCAGUAUUGGCUUCGGUUCGCAGCUGUCAGGGUGGUGCCGUGCGUCAUUCUACUUCCGGUGAUCAUACUUCUGGUAAUCGUUUUACUGAAGACGUAUAGACGACGCAUCCACGCCAGAAACGUGACCGCCACCCAAUCGUUUCUGAACGACUCGGCCGUCAUAUUCAUCUCAUCCACGACAUUUUUCAUCGAGAUUCUUUACAUUAUUGUAUUGGGCAUGGAUAACAUUCAAAGGAAAACUAGGGCCAUGGCUGCAACAAACGUUUUCCGUCACCUGAUUACGGACGCCAUUUUGUUGCUCACUUACACCUGGUAUUUCUUCUAUCACACUAUUCUUGGAACCAAGGAGCGCAAGUAUGUUCAUCAGUGGAGAAAUAAGACGAUAUCAAGUUUGACACAACCAUCUAGAUAUUUCACUGUGCGUAAAAAGCAGAGAAAGAAUAGAAACCCCACGGUGUCUUCUGCACAGGAAUCGAGUCCACCCCGAGUCCGAUCCGCCGUGUCUGUGAAUCUGGAAUCAACUGCAUCAGGAAUUCUGGAAAGAGAGUUGUAGAAACAUUGAACGAGAAUGGAGUUCUGUUGAUACACCACUGAACAGCAUAAGUUAAGACGUGUUCACCAACGUGUCAGUUUUAAAAUGCCUACAAUCUCUUGAUUAAAACUUACUUUCAGUACUAGGCCACCCGAUUUUCUUUGGUGACUUAUUGCGGUUUGAUCCGUCUUGUAAUAUUUAUAAAACUUGUUAUUUGUAUAUAGUAUCUAAGAGGUAAGCAACACCA